UCACCCACCACAUCACAGACCGAACGAAGAGACAAAACUACCCCCAACGAAAACAAACAUCACUCCUCUCAUAAGAGCUAUACAAGAGGCAGAAGAAGGGAAAAAAAAUAUAUUAAACAGAAAACACAAAAGUUGUUUAUCUGGCCCAAAAUGUCUUUCUGCAGCUCACCAGCAUCGCAAAGGUCCUCCUUCUCAAGCACAUAUUCACUAGACUGCACAUCACCAAACACCGCAGUCACUACUCCCAGCAGCAGCGGGGCAGCCUCACCAAAACUCGGACAAUCCUACACAUAUACGCAACCCCCAUCACCAGAUGCUCCCGACUUCAGCUACCCAUACAAUCCCACCUCACCCAUCCCAAUGAACGAAUACCCCCCCUCCUCUGCAUCGCCAUCAUACGCGUACAGCUGCAGUAAUCAGAUACCGAGCCCUUCACCAUUCACAUAUAACGCUACCCCCCCGCCCUUGUCUGCUUCCCCGAGUAGCUACGGAUACCCGGGGUACGCCAGCUACAUGCCGGAAUCCCCACUAUUGCUGCCUUCAUCUUAUGUUCACCACCUGCGGAGUCCCACACCGCUGCCACCCAUGGACAGUAGUAGUAGCGGUAGUAUGAGUGGCAGUGGCGAUACUGCUGCUCCUGCGCCGAGAAAGUAUUCAGGAUACCCACCUGCUUCAGCGUUUUAUGGCCCGAUGCCGAAUUCACCUGUAUGUUCGGCAUCGUCAUCGUCAUCAUCGUCGAGGUACCGAAGGAAGCGCUCGGAGGCAAUAAACCCUGAGGAGUACAAGCCCGAAUCGUGGUAUACAGCAGAUGGAACGAAGGUGGAAUAUUCAGCUAUGCAUCUGCAAUGCGCAACUAUGUGACGAGAUGGGAAGAGAAAAAAUCCGAAACUUUCCGGAUUCUUUCCCUGUAUUCCCUCCAUCUUCCAUAUAUCGAUUUUCUCUGAUUUCCUUUUAUACUUUUAUGCUUUUUUUUUUCCUUUUUCUAAGAGGCCUUUUAUUUGCUCUGGAUGGGCGAGCAUGGAGGAACUUUUGACGACUUAUGGACUCAUGCAUUGACUGGGGAUGCGGAUGGGAGUGGUAACGGUUUCUUCUCACAUUACUGCACAGAAUGGCCGCGAGCCCUUUUCAUCGCUCUAUCUGCUACGACACCUACGGCAUCUGCACCCCCUCCCCUUCAUAUCGUUAUGCUACACAACGUUUCGAUACACUGGAUAAAACAUCAACCCGUGCACACAAGACGCUAACACCUUACUUCGAACGUGCGAAUCAACGGGUCCUUACUUGUUUACUCAUUCAAGUUAAAAGGAGCAGACAGCGGGAGCUUUUUAUCCUAUCCCCUAUGCGUCUCUGUGCAACUGAAAGGAUAAGAGAAGGUUUCUCCUGGGAGGGAUUAGGGUUUCUUGUGGGAUUUAGAACCUCCGCGGAGGCGAGAGAUCUGGCGGAUUGGAAAGCCUUGUCGGGCGGGGGAUGGAACGAUUUAGGUUGAUCAGGCUGGGUUGGGGUUUGGAAGUCACGACGAAGGGCAGGAAUGAUGGGAACAUGGAAGAAAAACAGUGCGAGAGACGAAUCAGCGAGAGGAUAGAAGAUGAGAGGAUGGCACAGCCCCACGAGUUACCCUCCAUGUGCGCCCGAGUACAGUACGGUACUCGAGUACAGCAAUACCUCCAACUCUCCCUGCCAUUUGCUUUGUCACACGGGCCCCCGCUAGAGCAGCCGGUUCAGGAGGUAGGGUCAAUAUCUAUCCACCAGCACCCCAGUCGUUUUCGAGCCUGCAGCACAGCAACGAAAGAGCCAAGCAACAGGCGGAAAACCUCGAAACCUUACCGAUUUCGACAGGAGCCCACUCUUUCCCUCCCAUCCAUCCAACGUUGCGGUACCACCGCCAAGCAGCUCCCCUGCUCGAACUGGUCAUAGCGGGCUGAUUUCGUCAAAAAAAAAAAGGAAAAAAGAAGUCUUAUUCAAGAGGAUUAAUUCUCUCUCCUUCCCUCCUCUUGUGCUUCCCGCCGUUUCAUCACGGGGAAACAGUCAUUUGGGCCACGGAGUCGCCGAUGGUCUAACCGCUUUUGUACAAAUCGACGAAUAGCAAAGCAACCGGUCCAACCUAGCGAAAAAAGGGAAGGCUCUAUUUUUAUCGACAACAACCUUCUUCCGCUGCUUAUCACUUUUUCCUUCCUUUUUUUCACUUUUCUUCACACUUCCUCCAUUCCAAAAAGAACCCCCCUUUCGUAGCUCAUUGGAUCGAAUUGUAUGGGGCGCUUUUUAAUCAUUCCAUCGUAGCCUUUUGCUCUUUCAUGAAACUUCACAUUUCCAGACCUUUUCCUCCCACUCGCUCUCGAUCCGCGGGCAUCUUGCUUUCCCUCCUCCAUUCCCAUCUCCCAUCUCCGCAACUCAAUACCCCUCAUUUCACCAUAUUCAUCUCAACUCACCAUGGCCUUUUUUUCCCUUGUUAUGUUUUUCUUCUUCUUUUCCUCCCUUCUUUCCUUUUUCCCCUUGUUUCCUUUUUUUCCCCGGGGCGUUUAUUAGGCUUCCUAUUCUUCUUCAUUUGUCCAUUUUAUCCCUCCAUCCCCCCUUCCUCCUUCCUCUUCUAUAUUUCUUUGUCCAUUUUUAUUCUUUACUCUGAUACAGCAAACUCUCAUCUCAUUCCCAGCGAGCGAGCCCGAGGGUCUAAUUGUUGUCGCAUGUUUACUCUUAUCUUCUCUCUUCAUCGUAGGUUUUCUAUCACCAUCGUGUUACGGGUUUUAGGUUGCUUCUGGGGGCGUUCGGUGGGUGUCUGUUAUCCUUACUCGCAGUAUUACUCUCCUACCAAAACCGGAUGUUCUUUUUCUGUGUAGAACUUGUGUGACUAUUCUAUUUAACUCUCGAGAUGCGUUCCGGUGUUGUCUUAUGGUGCCAAGGAGUCGGGGGAAAGGGGGGAAAGAGUUCAAAGAGAGGGGCUGUCGAUUAAAAAAGGAAUCAAUAGAAAAAAGCAUGAAAACUACCGUACUGGCGUUUAUAUUGAUUUUCGG
Tuber aestivum (summer truffle) is the source of this 3005-nucleotide messenger RNA. The record is from the annotation of a GenBank genome assembly. NCBI's taxonomy places the organism in Eukaryota, Fungi, Ascomycota, Pezizomycetes, Pezizales, Tuberaceae.